ACGGCAGUGGGCGCGCCGGCAAGACCAGCAGCAGCGGCGCGGGGAAGGGGGCGGUGUCGGCGGAGCAGAGCAAGAGACAGGGAGAGAGAAGGAAACACCACAGCUCCUAAAGCUUUCCCUUUGCAUGGGGCUUCUAUGUGGUGGUGGUUGUGAUGGGGGCUUGAACCUGAGUCCUCAAACAUGGUCAUUGCUGGCUUUAACCGCCUUCGGCAAGAGCAGCGGGGCCUGGCUUCCAAAGCAGCCGAGCUGGAGAUGGAGUUGAACGAGCACAGCCUGGUGAUUGAUACGCUCAAGGAGGUAGAUGACACCCGUAAGUGCUACCGCAUGGUUGGAGGGGUACUGGUGGAGCGAACUGUCAAAGAGGUGCUGCCCGCCUUGGAGAACAACAAGGAACAGAUACAGAAGAUCAUUGAGACACUAACACAGCAGCUUCAGGCCAAGGGGAAAGAACUGAAUGAAUUCCGGGAAAAGCACAAUAUUCGCCUCAUGGGGGAGGACGAGAAGCCAACUGCCAAGGAAAACUCAGAAGGGGCGGGGGCCAAGGCCAGCUCCGCUGGGGUCUUGGUCUCCUAGGGACUGAGGCCCAUGUAUUUCUUUUUCUGCCAAGUCCCAUAGCUUCUCAUUUCUUUUAUUAUUAUUAUUUUUUCUCUGUGAUUGUAAUUUUUUUGUUGUUAAUUAAAUGUUUUGGUCAGAACA
This is a messenger RNA of Erinaceus europaeus (western European hedgehog), 696 nucleotides long. RefSeq names its product prefoldin subunit 2 (gene PFDN2). The transcript is spliced from 5 exons. The record is from RefSeq and is a predicted model, not a curated record. Gene Ontology annotation, biological process: protein folding. Gene Ontology annotation, molecular function: protein folding chaperone. Bases 181 to 573 code for a protein of 130 amino acids. NCBI's taxonomy places the organism in Eukaryota, Metazoa, Chordata, Mammalia, Eulipotyphla, Erinaceidae. Gene Ontology annotation, cellular component: prefoldin complex; cytoplasm.